GUGGACGCCGAGGCACUGUUCGAUACGCUGGCUGACUCGCUAGUUGAGGUUGAGGCUGAGACACUUCGUGACACACUAGGCGAUGUGGACGCUGAGGCACUGGUAGACACACUGGCUGACUCGCUAGUUGAGGUGGAGGCCGAGACACUUCGCGACACACUAGGCGAUGUGGACGCCGAGGCACUGGUCGACACGCUGGCUGACUCGCUAGUUGAGGUUGAGGCUGAGACACUUCGCGACACACUAGGCGAAGUGGACGCCGAGAAACUGGUCGACACGCUGAUUGACUCGCUAGUUGAGCUGGAGGCCGAGAAACUUGGUGACACACUAGGCGAUGUGGAGGCCGAGGCACUGGUCGACACGCUGGCUGACUCGCUAGUUGAGGUGGAGGCCGAGACACUAGUCGACAUACUAGGCGAUGUGGAGGCCGAAGCACUGGUCGACACACUGGCUGACUCGCUAGUUGAGGUGGAGGCCGAGACACUUUGCGACACACUAGGCGAUGUGAAGGCCAAAGCACUGGUCGACACGCUGGCUGACUCGCUAGUUAAGGUGGAGGCCGAGACCCUAGGUGACACACUGAACGAUGUGGACGCUGAGGCACUGGUCGACACGCUUGCUGACUCGCUAGUUGAGGUGGAGGACGAGACACUAGGUGACACACUGGGCGAAGUGGACGCCGAGAAACUGGUCGACACGCUGAUUGACUCGCUAGUUGAGGUUGAGGCCGAAACACUUCGCGACACACUAGGCGAUGUGGAGGCCGAGACACUGGUCGACACGCUGGCUGACUCGCUAGUUGAGGAGGAGACCGAGACACUAGGCGACACACUGGGUGAUGUGGAUGCCGAGGCACUGGUCGACACGCUGGCUGACCCGCUAGUUGAUGUGGAGGCCGAGACACUAGGCGACACACUAGGCGAAGUCGAGGCCGAGACACUUGGUGACACACUGGGCGAUGUGGACGCCGAGGCACUGGUGGACACGCUGGCUGACUUGCUAGUUGAGGAGGAGGCCGAGACACUAGGCGACACACUGGGUGAUGUGGAUGCCGAGACACUGGUCGACACGCUGACUGACUCGCUAGUUGAGGAGGAGGCCGAGACACUAGGCGACACACUGGGUGAUGUGGAUGCCGAGGCACUGGUCGACACGCUGGCUGACCCGCUAGUUGAUGUGGAGGCCGAGACACUAGGCGAUGUCGAGGCCGAGACACUGGUCGACACGCUGGCUGACUCGCCAGUUGAGAUUGAAGCCGAGACACUAGGUGACACACUGGGCGAAGUGGACGCCGAGAAACUGGUCGACACGCUGAUUGACUCGCUAGUUGAGGUUGAGGCCGAGACACUUCGCGACACACUAGGCGAUGUGGAGGCCGAGACACUGGUCGACACGCUGGCUGACUCGCUAGUUGAGGAGGAGGCCGAGACACUAGGCGACAAACUGGGUGAUGUGGAUGCCGAGGCACUGGUCGACACGCUGGCUGACCCGCUAGUUGAUGUGGAGGCCGAGACACUAGGUGACACACUAGGCGAAGUGGACGCCGAGAAACUGGUCGACACGCUGAUUGACUCGCUAGUUGAGGUUGAGGCCGAGACACUUCGCGACACACUAGGCGAUGUGGAGGCCGAGACACUGGUCGACACGCUGGCUGACUCGCUAGUUGAGGAGGAGGCCGAGACACUAGGCGACACACUGGGUGAUGUGGAUGCUGAGGCACUGGUCGACACGCUGGCUGACCCGCUAGUUGAUGUGGAGGCCGAGACACUAGGCGACACACUAGGCGAAGUCGAGGCCGAGACACUUGGUGACACACUGGGCGAUGUGGACGCCGAGGCACUGGUGGACACGCUGGCUGACUCGCUAGUUGAGGUUGAGGCCGAGACACUUCGCGACACACUAGGCGAUGUAAAGGCCGAGACACUGGUCGACACCCUGACUGACUCGCUAGUUAAGGAGGAGGCCGAGACACUAGGCGACACACUGGGUGAUGUGGAUGCCGAGGCACUGGUCGACACGCUGGCUGACCCGCUAGUUGAUGUGGAGGCCGAGACACUGGUCGACACGCUAACUGACUCGCCAGUUGAGAUUGAAGCCGAGACACUUCGCGACACACUAGGCGAUGUGGAGGCCGAGACACUGGUCGACACGCUGACUGACUCGCUAGUUGAGGAGGAGGCCGAGACACUAGGCGACACACUGGGCGAUGUGGAUGCCGAGACACUGGUCGACACGCUGGCUGACUCGCUAGUUGAGGAGGAGGCCGAGACACUAGGCGACACACUGGGUGAUGUGGAUGCCGAGGCACUGGUCGACACGCUGGCUGACUCGCUAGUUGAGGUGGAGGCCGAGACACUUGGCGACACACUAGGCGAUGUGGAGGCCGAGACACUGGUCGACACGCUGGCUGACUCGCUAGUUGAGGAGGAGGCCGAGACACUAGGCGACACACUGGGUGAUGUGGAUGCCGAGGCACUGGUCGACACGCUGGCUGAAUCGCUAGUUGAGGUGGAGGCCGAGACACUUGGUGACACACUGGGAGAUGUGGACGCCGAGGCACUGGUCGACACGCUGGCUGACUCGCUAGUUGAGGUGGAGGCGGAGACACUUGGUGACACACUGGGAGAUGUGGACGCCGAGGCACUGGUCGACACGCUGGCUGACUCGGUAGUUGAGGUUGACGCCGAGACACUUUGCGACACAGUGGGUGAACUACUUUGCGAUGUUGAGGAACCUUUAAUUGAAUUUAUGAAAUUGAACUUUAAAGUCAAUAAAAUGUGUUAUUUUAGUGUCGAUAAUUCUAAGAAUCUUUUUAUUUAG
Messenger RNA from Porites lobata, 2820 nucleotides. The record is from the annotation of a GenBank genome assembly. Lineage: Eukaryota; Metazoa; Cnidaria; Anthozoa; Scleractinia; Poritidae.